Marmota flaviventris (yellow-bellied marmot) is the source of this 1701-nucleotide messenger RNA. It is a transcript of the gene Clu, whose product is annotated as clusterin. NCBI's taxonomy places the organism in Eukaryota, Metazoa, Chordata, Mammalia, Rodentia, Sciuridae. Gene Ontology annotation, cellular component: nucleus. Gene Ontology annotation, molecular function: misfolded protein binding. The record is from RefSeq and is a predicted model, not a curated record. Gene Ontology annotation, biological process: regulation of apoptotic process; positive regulation of proteasomal ubiquitin-dependent protein catabolic process.
AAAGGGGGUGUACGCGAGCCCGAGCGCUAUAAAUACGGCGUCUCGCGGUGCUCACCACCCGGCGUCGCUAGGAGGAGCGCACGGGAGCUGGCGCAGCUGACGGAGCGUGCUAGGAUUCCAGAAUCAGAGAAGGUGGCACCAUGAAGACUCUGCUGCUGUGUGUGGGGCUGCUGCUGACCUGGGGCGACGGACAGGUCCUGGGAGAACCGCUGGUCUCCAACCAGGAGCUCCAGGAGAUGUCCACCCAGGGGAGUAAGUACAUUAAUAAGGAAAUCCAAAAUGCUGUCAAGGGGGUGAAGGAGAUAAAGACUCUGAUAGAAAAAACAAAUGAGGAACGCAAGUCGCUGCUUGACACCUUAGAGGAGGCCAAGAAGAAGAAAGAGGAUGCCCUGGAUGAGACCAGGGACUCUGAAAUGAAGCUGAAGGCAAUCCCGGGAGUGUGCAACGAGACCAUGAUGGCCCUGUGGGAAGAGUGUAAGCCCUGCCUGAAGCAGACCUGCAUGAAGUUCUACGCACGCGUGUGCAGAAGCGGCUCGGGCUUAGUUGGCCACCAGCUGGAGGAGUUCCUGAACCAGAGCUCGCCCUUCUACUUCUGGAUGAACGGCGAUCGCAUCGACUCCCUGCUGGAGAGCGACCGUAAGCAGAACCACAUCCUGGAUGCCAUGCAGGACAGCUUCACCAGGGCCUCUGGGAUCAUGGACACACUGUUCCAGGACAGUUUCUUCACCCACGAGCCCCAGGACACCCGCUACUUCUCGCCCUUCGGCUUCCCCCACCGGAGGCCUCACUUCCUCUAUCACAAGUCCCGCCUCGCCCGCAGCAUCUUGCCUCUCUCCCCCUACGGGCAUCUGGGCUUCCAGGACCUGUUCCAGCCCUUCUUCGAAAUGAUACACCAGGCUCAACAGGCCAUGGACGUCCCAUUCCACGGCCUAGGCUCCCAGUCCCCGAACAUGGACUUCAUAAGAGAAGGUGACGAUGACCAGAAGGCCGUGUGCAAGGAGAUCCGCCACAACUCCACAGGAUGCCUGAAGAUGAAGGACCGGUGUGACAAGUGCCAGGAGAUCUUGUCUGUGGACUGCUCCACCAACAACCCCGCCCAGGCUCAGCUGCGGCAGGAGCUCAACGACUCCCUCCAGAUCGCCGAGAGGUUGACCCAGAGGUACAACGAGCUGCUCCGUUCCUACCAGCGGAAGAUGUUCAACACCUCCUCCCUGCUGGAGCAGCUCAACGACCAGUUCAGCUGGCUGUCCCAACUGGCCAAUCUCACCCAGAGCGAAGACCAGGCCUAUCUCCGGGUCUCCACAGUGACCUCCCACAUUUCCGACUCAGAAGCCCCCUCCCGUGUCACUGAGGUGGUUGUGAAGCUCUUCGACUCAGACCCCAUCACUGUGGUAAUCCCAGAGGUCCCCAAAAACAACCCUAAAUUUAUGGACACUGUGGCAGAGAAAGCGUUGCAGGAAUACCGCAAGAAGAGCCGAGAGGAGUGAGUGUGAGUGUUGCUUUUCCAUAAACAGAGGCAUCUGAGUGCAGCUCCCCUGAGACGAACCACAGCCCCCCAGAGAGCUCUGCAUGUCUCUCCGUGACUAGGCCCCAGUCCCGCUGGCCUCUCCAGGAUUUUAUGCUCUAAUGCCUGUAUUUGCUGCUUGUGGGAAGAGCUGCUUCCGCAUGCAACUAAUUCAAUAAAGCUACCUUGUGACCUGA